Molecule: messenger RNA, 3169 nt
Organism: Pungitius pungitius (ninespine stickleback)
Lineage: Eukaryota; Metazoa; Chordata; Actinopteri; Perciformes; Gasterosteidae
Gene: tmprss7
Product: transmembrane serine protease 7
Exons: 18
Coding region: 195-2708 (837 amino acids)
Biological process (GO): proteolysis
Molecular function (GO): protein binding; serine-type endopeptidase activity
Source: RefSeq, a predicted model, not a curated record
CUCGCCGUCUCUCCGACGCCAGGAUCCGGUUUCAUGCGCCUGUCAGCUGUGCAUCCAAAACACCGCGCCCUGAGGUUCUGCGCAGUCACUCGCCUGUUUCUCAUAAGGCGGCUUUUGCUGAAGGAAGAGGCGAUGUAUCCUAAUGCCGGGGAAUCAGGAAUUAGACGAUAGAGGCUUGAAGUGAUGCCCGUGUCAUGGGCACAGAGCGCGAGGCCAACGAGAAGGCGAGCGGGGAGGGCGAUGCGUCUCAACUGGAGGCUGCCAGUAUCGCCGACGUGUCUGUGGAGGUGGCCACAGUCGACCACACUCUGCACAAGAUCUGCAGGAAGUACAGGAAGACCAGGAGGAAGCCCAAGGGACUCAAGAGGCUGCAGGCGCACCUGUUGAGCAUCCCUCACCUGGCCGUCAUCAUCACAGCGGUGGUGUUCGUGGUGGUGGUCAUCAUGUGGUCCCUGCUGUGGGUCUUCCUAUUUCGCAGGGAAAGCAACAGUGGGGUGUAUUUUGCCGGUAUGUUUCGUGUUGCCAACGUGGAGUUUAUCCCGGAGUACCGCCAGGCAGAGUCCCGUGAGUUUGUAUCCAUGGCGAGCAAAAUCCAACACGUGGUGAGCAAUGUGUUCAAGGUGUCCUCGGUGGCCAGACUCUACAAGCAAGCCAUCAUUUCAGACCUCAGCAACAACGACAAGGGCGGCGUGCUGGUUCAUUUCUGGAUGGCGUUUGUGGUGCCUCAGUUGCGGAGCCAAUCCGUGUGUGAGGAGUGUGUGGAGGCCAUUUUCCGAGACUCGGUCCACAGCAGCAUGAUGAACAGGUCGUCCGUGGGCUACCUGCUGGGCCUCCCGGUGGAUAUGGACUCCAUCCUCAUCAACGCUGUUGAGCGAUGGGACUAUUCGUCGAGCGGAGCAGGCUCGCAGUGCGCGGGUAAGCUGUACGCCAGCCUCCCCGGGCUGAGCGUCCCCUUGAACGUCUUCUCGCCGUGGGGCGGCGUGAGCUGCCACGUGAAGCUCACCUCCGCGCCCGGCUCCGUGAUCCGCCUGACCGUCACCUCCUUCGUCAUCGAGCCCAGCGACUGCGUGAGCGACGGCCUGAGCGUGUACGACGCCCUGCUGCCCAUGAGGGGGCGCAUUCUGCACAGGAUGUGUGAGCCAGUGUCCAGCUCUUUCUCCCUGGUGUCUACUUCCAAUGUCAUGCUGCUGUCCUUCAGAUUGACCGAUGGCAACAAGAGCUUCCGAGGACACUUUGAGGCCAUCGCCGAAGAAGUGUCUAUGUCUCAGAUUGAGACCCAUAUAGAGCCUGACAUCAUCGGUCAGAUCUACAGCCCCUUCCACCCGAGCCUUCUGCCCCCACAGUGCUUCUGCACCUGGAAGUUUGAGACCCCUAGCAGUGCUUUAGGAGUUGCUCUGCAGUUUGAGAACUACGUACUGAAGCCAAAGGAAGUGAAUGGCUGUGAACACGGCUGGUGGAAGGUCAAUGAAAUCAUUUUCUGUGGCAGCUACGUGGGACACCACACGGUGUUUCGGAUCGCGGACCACAGCCCAGAGGUGGAGUUUCGCUGCAGCUCGCGUAUCUCGGCUCAGCCCUUCCAGGCGUCUUACAGCAGCUACAAUAUCAGCCAGCCCUGCCCAGAGAACCACUUCCUGUGCUCCACAGGACUCUGUGUGGAAAAGAGUCGACGCUGCGACGGCCUGGACGACUGCCAGGAUGAGAGUGACGAGGUCUUCUGCUCGAGGCCGACAAAGAACUGCGGCGGCAACAGCCCUCUGCAUCCUAUGUUCGUAUGCAACGGAGAGACGGACUGCACCAAUGGAAUAGAUGAGAUCAACUGCACUCAAGAAACACCCUGCUCCGCAAUCAGGUAUCAAUGCAACAGCGGCUCCUGCAUCUUGAAGAAAAAUGCAAAGUGUGAUGGUAUUCUUGACUGUCAGGACCACAGUGAUGAGGCUGAUUGUGCUUGUGGGCGUCCCUCCUCGGUGAAGAAGACCGGUUCACCUCCUGGACGCGAGCGUAUCGUGGGUGGAGAUAACUCCGUGGAGGGGGAGUGGCCGUGGCAGGUCAGCCUCCACUUCUCCGGUAACCUGUACUGUGGCGCUUCGGUCCUCUCCUCUGAUUGGCUCGUCUCAGCGGCACACUGCUUCAGCAAGGAGAGGCUUUCUGACCCACGUUACUGGAGCGCCCACCUCGGCAUGCUGACGCAGGGGAGUGCGAAACACGUGGCGGAGAUCCAGCGCAUCGUGGUGCACGAGUAUUACAACGAGUACACGUUUGACUAUGACAUCGCCCUGCUGCAGCUGAAGAAGCCCUGGCCCCCCUCGCUCAGCCCGCUGGUCCAGCCCGUGUGCCUGCCGCCCUCCUCCCACGCCGUCACUGACAGCCAUCGCUGCGUCGUCACCGGCUGGGGAUACCGCCACGAAGACGACAAAGUGCUUCCGUCAGUGCUGCAGAAAGCAGACGUGUCCAUAGUGAGCCAGACCGACUGUAAGAAGAGCUUAGGACCCGUCUCGUCCCGCAUGCUGUGUGCCGGGGUCCCCUCUGGAGAGCGGGACGCCUGCAGGGGCGAUUCGGGGGGGCCUCUGGCCUGUCAGGCACCGGGCGGGGGGCGCUGGUUCCUGAUUGGCAUUGUCAGCUGGGGGUCGGGCUGUGGCAGACCAAACCUGCCCGGGGUCUACACCAGGGUGAACAAGUUCACCUCCUGGAUCUACAGCCAUAUCAGCUGACACGAUGAAACCCUUAUUUAUCCGGUGCCAGAAGAUUUAAAUCACACCAAUUAAAGCAUCUUCGGUGGACUGUGUGUUUAUUGAAGAGCAUCAUUUGCUUUGUAUUCAUGUGAGGACACCCCAAGCAAAGCAAACUGGCAGUGCCUUAAAAGAUUUGAAUUAUAAUAAAGUAUCUUUCCUCCCUCCAAGUCUGUAUGUUCAGAUGUUUAGUUUGUGCCCCCCCUCCUCCCCCCACAUGGAGCAUCCAAGGACGCAGCAGCCGGGCCCCAUGUUCCCCUCCUGUAUCUUUGCUCCCACGUACACAGCGAGGACUCACAAUUUGCCCACAGUGUCUGUCGUGCGGAUGGUUGUGCAGGUCGCAGGCUGAGCCUUUUCAUAGUGCUCUCAUUGUCCCCCGCACUGCAUUCUGGGGCUCCGUGUGACACCUGUCACCCAGUUCAGGUAAACGGGAGUCCGGUGAA